Trichoderma aggressivum f. europaeum is the source of this 1944-nucleotide messenger RNA. RefSeq lists its product as uncharacterized. The transcript has a single exon. The record is from RefSeq and is a predicted model, not a curated record. NCBI's taxonomy places the organism in Eukaryota, Fungi, Ascomycota, Sordariomycetes, Hypocreales, Hypocreaceae. The coding region runs from base 1 to 1944 and encodes 647 amino acids.
AUGGUACCGGAGCAGGAGACUGGAGGAUCGAUAGAGCGAUCCCGAAGGCAGUUGUCAACCUCGGCCCCCUGCCCACCCAAGAACGACGCAGAGCCUAUAAAGGAGUCCGAGGUCGCUCCAGUGAGCCAGGAGGAGACGGCACAGGAGAUUGCACAAUCAUCACAGGUCUCGCCUCGACAGUGCCAGGCCCCUGAGUCUGCACCCCUAACCCGCAAUCCCUCGUCCGACUCUGCCAUCUCUGUGGGUGCCUCAGCCGCCGCCAGCCCAGAGCCCAUCCUUCCAUCCUCCUUGCACGCGCUACCUCUGGAACCUCCCGUCACAAAGGCUACGCUGAGCGAGCUGGACGUCUCAAAGAUCAUCCACAACCCCAAGCUUCGCCACGACAUCAACUUCGACCCAGAGCUUCACUUCCGCCCCAAUCUGGAUGGCGAAAAGGGCCGCAGAAAGCAGGACAAGGCAAACCAGUUCUGGAAGACGCUGAAGCAGGAGCUGUCAGAGUUCAUCAUCGACAGGCCUACAUUCAUCUACAAGCAUGGCGAGACCGACGAGUGGACCUUGCCCAUCCUGCUCAAGGCCGUCAAGGAGAUCAUCCAGACGCUGGUUCCCCAGCGAGACCGCCAAUUCCUGGACGAGGGCCUCAACGUCGAUCUCCUGAUGCAGCAGUUCCACAAGGGCGUCGCCGAUCUGGAGAAGCUUGCCCUGUGGCUCUCACGUGUGCUGAAAUCGCACUGCGCGCCCAUGCGUGAUGAGUGGGUUGACACCAUGUACAACCAGCUGAGCAGUGGAAACCGGAACAUGGACCUCGACGAGCUCGUUACUGGCAUGCGCAGCCUGCUCAGCGUUCUCGAGGCCAUGAAGCUGGACGUGGCAAACCAUCAGAUUCGCUGCCUGCGACCCGUCCUCAUCGAGGAUACCACCCAUUUCGAGCAAAAGUUCUUCAUCAAGAGGAUGGAAUCUGGCAAGACAGACAUCAGCAUGUCAAGGCAAUGGUAUAAGGAGGCCGAGCAGGCCUACACCGACAGCCGAUCGCACCCUUCACAGUCAUUUGGCGACACGGGCGUCUUCUUCGAGGCCCUUUCAAGGCUCAUGCUCCCCUCGGCUUGGGACGAACGCCUCCCCAACACCUUCCUCUUUGACGAGGAGCGGCUGAUGAAGCUGAGGGCCGACGUCCUGGAUGCCAUCAACCUGGAGGUGUGCAUGCGCGUCUACGAGGACUUUGACAAGAUGAGCCGCCGAUCUAGCCCCUCAGCGCCUUCAUCUGAGGCAUCCUCCCACGUUGAGGACAUCAUGGAUCGAUUUGACUUCAACACACCGCCAUCUAUUUCUCGGCCAUCAAGCGUCGUCCAUAGCGCGGCCGGAUCUGCUUCUUCAUCUCCUCGAUCCUCAUUUGUCGUUCCCUCCUAUGUCGCUCCCCGACAGGACUCCCAGACCAAGGCCCGUGAGCUGUUCCAUACCCUGGUUGCACUGCUGCAGACAUCGCCACCCGCAAGCCAGCCCUCUGCGCGAUGGCAGAUGAUGGCUCCGUCAAUGGCGUUGCAAAUCUUCCGGUUUGUCAACCUGCCAGCCACCGCCCUGCCGGAGCUGGAAGCUAGACUGUCUGCCGCCCUUGGCGAUGUCGACGCCAGCUUCUACCGAGAUGUCGAAGAGAACUUCCUCGGCCGCCUGAUGGCUGAUCUUGGCCAUCGCGUGCGCGAGUUCAAAGGGCUCUCUGGAGUCGCCCUGUUUUCCAUGGCAACUGGCGUCCGCGUCCCCAGCCGCCGCCCUGGCUCGGCAGAUCGCGAUACCGACGGUCUUUCGCGGGAGCCCUAUGACGAGUCAAGCCUUGACGACAUUGCUACCAGACUGGCACACCUUGGCAUUCUCCACUGGCGCGUUUGGUCUCAAUUGGCGUAUGCCGACGAUGUCGACCAAAUGGCGGUCGACGACGAGUCGAUGCAAAUCUGA